Ziziphus jujuba (common jujube) is the source of this 798-nucleotide messenger RNA. RefSeq names its product receptor-like protein 9DC3. NCBI's taxonomy places the organism in Eukaryota, Viridiplantae, Streptophyta, Magnoliopsida, Rosales, Rhamnaceae. Bases 1 to 798 code for a protein of 265 amino acids. Gene Ontology annotation, molecular function: protein binding. The transcript has a single exon. The record is from RefSeq and is a predicted model, not a curated record.
AUGGAUCUCUCAAACAAUGACUUUGAGGGUCCUUUGCCUCAGGGGUACAUGAAGAAUUUGAAAGCCAUGAUGGGUGUUGAUGGCGGUAUGCUCCAAUAUAUGGGGGAGACCUAUUAUCAAGAUUCUGUUACAUUGGUAAUGAAAGGUUCAGAAUUUAAAAUUGAGAGAAUUCUAUCCAUAUUUACAGUUUUUGAUUUCUCAUACAAUAACUUUGUUGGAGAGGUUCCAAGCUUGAUUGGAGAGCUUAAAUCACUCAAAGGGCUGAACCUCUCUCACAACAAAUUAAUAGGUUCACUUCCAUCAUCCUUAGGGGAUUUGAUUAAUCUUGAAUGGUUAGAUCUCUCCUCCAACAAAAUGGUUGGGGAGAUUCCUUGGCAAAUGACAGAAUUGACAACACUUGCAGUCUUAAACCUCUCACAUAAUCAUCUAGAGGGACCUAUACCAACUGGAAGACAAUUCAAUACAUUCCAAAGUGACUCAUAUGAAGGAAACUUGGGAUUGUGUGGAUUUCCACUCUCUAAAAUAUGUGGGCAUGAUGUGGAACGACCAUCAUCACCACAAGGAAACUUUCAUCAAGAAGACUCAGAUGGUUCAGAUGGAAUAAUUAAUUGGAAAUCUGUACUUGUGGGAUGUGGAUGUGGAGUGGGUUUUGGAAUAUCUUUGGGAUGUAUUGUGCUUUCAGAAAGGAAAAUUCAAAGGCUAAUAAAAGUGUUUGGAGGAAAACAUGGACAAAACCGCUGUGGGAGAGGAGCAAAGCAAAAAGGUCGCAUAAAGAAUGGAAAAAGAUUAUGCUCAUAA